This is a messenger RNA of Symbiodinium sp. CCMP2592, 2382 nucleotides long. NCBI's taxonomy places the organism in Eukaryota, Dinophyceae, Suessiales, Symbiodiniaceae. The record is from the annotation of a GenBank genome assembly.
AUGCUUAAGAUCCUGGUCCGACUGCUGUUGAGUGGCCAACUCUUCGGCCAAGCUGCCCGCCUGGACUCACACCGUGAGGAGCAGGCUGUCGGGUCGGAAUCGAUGAUGCGGGGCGAGGCCCUGGCAAACGUUCACAGGUAUCGUGCCCUCGACGAGAGUGAGUUCCAGCGUUUUCGGGCAGGUGAAAACGUGUCCCUCAUUGCGACCAGCUUCAGUGAAGACGAGGAAGACCCUGUCUUGCCGCAAGAGUGGAGCGAGAAGUUAAGUGUCGUCAAGAAGCUGGGGCAGGGCGCCUUUGGGAAGGUGUAUCAAUGCAAGGUGCUGUGCGAGAAAUACAAGGAAGUCUAUGUGUCAGUAAAGCUGAUCGUGAAGAAAAGCACCAUGGUGAGGCAGGAAAUCAAGGUUUUGGAGGACAUGCGCGGUGUCUCGGAGUUCUGCAUUUCUGCCGUGGGCGAGCCGGCGUUCAUCGACAACGAAGCUGGAUAUUGGAUUAUGAUGCCUUACAUGAACGGCGGGGAGCUUUCCGACUUCCUCAAGAAAUGCGACAGCGACACCAGGGGCUGCAACUCAUGGGGAAGCCGCGAAGGCCGAAAAGACUGGACCAAACUGAACCCUGCUUGGACCACGCCGUACAUCCUCGGUCUCUUCCACGACAUGGUUCAAGGAGUACAGGCUCUUCACGACAAAGCUGGACUGCUCCAUCUCGACCUCAAGCCGGCCAAUGCCAUGCUGAACUGUCAAGGAAGCGCGUGCUUUGCGGCCAUUAUCGACCUCGGACUCGCCUGUGAUCCAAAGAAACCUCGCGAUUGUGGAGCGUCUGGAACGCCUUUGUACCUGCCCAGAGAGGUCUACCUUUACGAGCGGGAUGGCUUGGAGAGUGCUGCGCGGGAUGUCUGGGCGCUUGGCCUCAUCCUGUACGAGCUCCUGUACAUCCACUAUCCCCCAUGGUUCUACCGAUCAAGCAAGACGAUAGAACAGCAGAUUCUCGACUACGACGUCGAGAAGGACGCGAACGUCCCACGUACGCAGAAUGUCGACAGCUUGGUCAGAGAAAUGCUGCAUAAGGAUUGGAAGAAGCGGCCCAGUCUUCGACAAAUCCGCACCAAAGUGUCCGAGCUGGUAUAUCGUCAUACUCCAGUCGAUACUCAAGCGGUGGGGAUGGUCAAGUGGUCUCCCGCCGAGCGACAUGCCAGCGUGGCGACCCCGACCUGCUUGAACAAGAAGGAGAUCAACCUAGCUCCCCAUCCACCUCCUGGCGGUCGUCCCAUAUAUAUCCCGGGGCACGAAGAGAUCAAGACCACGACGACGACCACGGUGUAUUGGCGGCAGAAUUUGAGGCAGGAGCGAGCCGCGGAGCAGUUGGAGAAAGCGCAGCGCGAGCGCGCCGAAGCCGAGGCCGCUGCGAAGCAGGCCCAACACCAGCGCGAUCAAGACGUGGCGGCUGCUAAGGAGGCCCGGCGCCAGCGCGACGAAGCAGUGGCGGCUGCUGCGGAGGCCCAGCGCCAGCACGAACAAUGGGUGGCGGCUACAAACAAGGCCAGGGCGGCUGCGAAGGAGGCCCAGCGCCAGCACGAACAAUGGCAGGCGACUCUAAAGCAGGACCAGGUCGCGCACGAAUCAUGGGCGGCGGCUGCGAAGGAGGCCCAGAGCCAGCACGAACAAGAGGUGGCGGCUACCAAGGAGGCCCAGCGACAGCGCGAAGAAGCUGUGGCAGCUGCAAACGAGGCCAAGCGCCAGCAAGAACAAUUUGUGGCGGCUGCAAAGGAGGCCCAGCGCCAGCACGAGAACUUGCUGGCCAUUGUAAAGCAGGACCAGGUCGCGCACGAAUCAUGGGUGGCGGCUGCGAAGGAGGCCCAGAGACAGCACGAACAAGAGGUGGCGGCUACCAAGGAGGCCCAGCGACAGCGCGAAGAAGCCGCGGCGGCUGCAAAGGAGGCGCAGCAACGUCUCGAAGAAGCCGUGGCGGCUGCAAAGGAGGAGCUGGAAAAGCGAAAGCAUGGGAGGAAGCACCAUGACGCCGUGGACGAGGACCGCGUGCAGCGCCGGCGCCGUCGACCCGAUGCCGAGCCCACUGACGAGGCACCGACUACGACGACGACGACGACGGCUCGUCGUUCGCACCAUGACGCCGUGGACGAGGAACGAGUGCACCGCCGGCGCCGUCGACCCGAUGCCGAGCCUACGCCCCCUGCGCCAACUACGACGACGACGACUCGGCAUUCGCACCAUGACGCCGAUCGCCGGCGCCGUCGGCCCGACCCCGAGCCCACGCAUGCCGUGGACGAGGAACGCGUGCAUCGCCGCCGCCGGCCCUCAGAGCCCGAACCCACGGACGCCGUGGACGAGGAACCCGCGCAACGCCGGCGCCGCCGGCCGGAGUAA